GGGGCCGGGGCGGGCGGCGGGCCCCGCCGGGCGGCCGGCGCCAUGGGCACGGUGCUGUCGCUGUCGCCGAGCUACCGGAAGGCCCCGCUGUUCGAGGAGGGGGCGGCCACGGUGGGGCACUACACGGCGGUGCAGAACAGCAAGAACGCGAAGGAGAAGGGCCUGAAGCGGCACUCGCUCAUCUCCGUGCUGCCCUGGAAGCGCAUCGCCGCCGUCUCGGCCAAGAAGAAGAGCUCCAAGAAGGUGCAGCCCAACGGCGGCUACCAGAGCAACGUCACCCACCUGAACAACGAGAACCUGAAGAAGUCGCUCUCCUGCGCCAACCUCGCCACCUUCGCCCCGCCGCCCCCCGCCGCCGCCGCCGCCGCCGCCGCCCUCGCCUCGGCGCAGAAAGCCCCCGCGGCCGCGCCCGCCGCCGCCGCCACCCCGCGCCGCGUCGUGGUGCAGGCGUCCACCAGCGAGCUGCUGCGCUGCCUGGGCGAGUUCCUGUGCCGCCGCUGCUACCGGCUGAAGCACCUCUCGCCUACCGACCCCGUGCUCUGGCUGCGCUCCGUGGACCGCUCGCUGCUGCUGCAGGGCUGGCAGGACCAGGGCUUCAUCACGCCGGCCAACGUGGUCUUCCUGUACAUGCUGUGCCGGGACGUCAUCUCGGCCGAGGUGGCCAGCGACCACGAACUGCAGGCAGUGCUGCUCACCUGCCUGUACCUCUCCUACUCCUACAUGGGCAACGAGAUCUCCUACCCGCUCAAGCCCUUCCUGGUGGAGAGCUGUAAGGAGGCCUUCUGGGACCGCUGCCUCUCCAUCAUCGACCUCAUGAGCCCCAAGAUGCUGCAGGUCAACGCCGACCCGCACUUCUUCACGCAGGUCUUCGCCGACCUCAAGAAGGAGAGCGGCGCCGAGGAGAAGGGCCGCCUGCUCAUCGGCCUCGACCGGUGAGCGCCGCCGCCGCCGCCGCCUCGCCCCCGGGGCUGCCCCCCCCCACCCCCCCGACCCGGGACCGGGGGCCCCCCCCCCCGACCUCCUCCCCAGCCCAGCAAAGCGGCGGCGGAGCGGAGACCUCGCCCCCCCCCCCUUCUCCAUCACCCCCCUCCCCAAUAUUCCCGUCCUCCGGGGCUGGCUCAGCUCGGCUGCAGCGAAACCGGGCGGGGGGGGGAAAAAAAAAAAAAGCAAAAAGAAGGAAAAAAAAAAAGGAAAAAAAAAACCAAUAGCCCUGAGGCUUGCGGCGGGGGAGGCGGGGGGCGCCCGGGGCGGAGCGGGGCAGCCCCGGUCUGGCCCGGCCCCGGCGACAGCGCGGCCGAGACAAAGAGCAGGUAGGGGGGGAAAACGGGAUAAAAAAACCACA
Messenger RNA from Cygnus olor (mute swan), 1342 nucleotides. RefSeq names its product cyclin dependent kinase 5 regulatory subunit 1 (gene CDK5R1). The transcript has a single exon. Gene Ontology annotation, cellular component: protein kinase 5 complex; cytoplasm. Gene Ontology annotation, biological process: positive regulation of cyclin-dependent protein serine/threonine kinase activity; activation of protein kinase activity; brain development. Gene Ontology annotation, molecular function: cyclin-dependent protein serine/threonine kinase activator activity; protein kinase binding. Lineage: Eukaryota; Metazoa; Chordata; Aves; Anseriformes; Anatidae. Bases 43 to 936 code for a protein of 297 amino acids. The record is from RefSeq and is a predicted model, not a curated record.